Letharia lupina is the source of this 1743-nucleotide messenger RNA. RefSeq lists its product as uncharacterized. Bases 1 to 1743 code for a protein of 580 amino acids. Gene Ontology annotation, biological process: transmembrane transport. Gene Ontology annotation, cellular component: membrane. Lineage: Eukaryota; Fungi; Ascomycota; Lecanoromycetes; Lecanorales; Parmeliaceae. Gene Ontology annotation, molecular function: transmembrane transporter activity. The record is from RefSeq and is a predicted model, not a curated record. The transcript has a single exon.
AUGCCCUCCCGCAGCUCCAGUCGCCCCUCCAAUCCGCACAUCGACAAGCUCGACUUCGACUCCCACCGACGCCCACCAACCUCCCAUGACUCCCUCCAAUCCUCCCGCCCCGCAGGCCUUCUUCUCCGCGACGACGAAUCCUUCUUUAGCAAUAUCGUCGACGGCGUCAUCGAGCGCGACCGCAAAAAAAUGAGACGCCACGUGCUCAAAUACGCAAGCUUUGCCAGCGCAAUCCUCAGCUGUUUAUGCGCGGGGAGCAUCACCGCGUAUUCAUUGUACGGACCGUUGUUCCUGAAGCAUUUGAGAUAUAGCCAAUUCCAGGUCAACGCAGUGAGCACGACCGCGGAGUUGGCGAUGUAUCUGCCCGUGCCACUGUUUGGGUAUCUCUGCGACCGGUAUAAUCCAAGACCGCUGUCCCUUGUCGCGGGACUGUUCUUUGGGGUUGGAUACCUGCUCGCGGCAUUGACAUAUCGUGCUGGGCCGCCGCGAAGUGAGGGAGGAUGGCCGUUUACGAUUAUGGUCCUCGCCUUUGUGGGAGUGGGAAUGGGUACGAGCUGCAUGUAUCUGAGCGCGGUGACGACUUGCGCGAAGAAUUUUGGCAGGGGAAAACAUAAGGGGUUGGCGCUGGCGAUGCCGAUUGCAGCGUUUGGGCUGAGCGGGAUGUGGCAGAGUCAGGUUGGGAGUCAUUUCUUCGCUCAGAAAGAGGACGAGAGGAAUGGGGAUGUGGACGUAUUCCGAUACUUUCUGUUCCUGGCAGGGCUACUGUUUGCCGUGGGCAUGGUAGGGGCGGUGGGCUUAAGGGUUGUGGGGGAGGAAGAGAUGAUCGAUGAUGCUGUGGACGAAAUGGAAAGGGAUGGGUUGUUGGAAGACAGCACGUAUCUCCAGCGUUCGCUACUCCACGAUGGCGAGAACGGCAGUGGCUACGGCACCCUUUCGCCACAUCACCAUGACGCAGAAGCGUCCUCUCCGGCCACAAAAGCUCACAACUCAGAAACCGCUCUCAAAAAGACCAUGGUCUUGAAUACCGAAACCCGCAUCUUCCUCACGGAUCCCACAAUGUGGCUCCUCGCCGCCGGCUUCUUCCUCACCACGGGCCCUGGUGAAGCCUUCAUCAACAACCUCGGCACUAUAAUCCACACUCUAUACCCGCCCUCGGCCUCCAUACCCCCAUCCAACUCGCCCGCAACACACGUAUCCAUCGUCGCCCUCACAUCAACCCUCGCGAGGCUGCUCACGGGCACAUUAAGCGACCUCCUCGCCCCCACCUCCUCCCACUCCGACGCCCAAGCAAAAAAGACCUUCACAAUCUCGCGAAUGUCGUUUCUCCUCACCAGCACCCUCCUCUUCUCCCUCGGCCAACUCAUCCUCGCUACCACGGCCAUCCAAUCGCACCCACCACUCUUCCCCCUCGUCUCCGCCCUCGUCGGCCUCGGCUACGGCGCCAUCUUCUCCCUUUCCCCAAUCAUCGUCUCCGUCGUAUGGGGCGUGCAAAACUUCGGCACGAACUGGGGGAUCGUGGCCGUGGUGCCGGCGGCCGGGGCCGCGAUCUGGGGCGCUGUUUAUUCCGGGGUGUACCAAGCCGGCGUGGAGAGGUCGCAGAUCAUGGGCGAGGAGGAGCAGAUGUGCUAUGGGGCUCGGUGCUAUCGGAGUACGUUUUGGGCGAUGGCGGUUGCGAGCUGGGUGGCCGUGGGGUUGUGGGCGUGGGCGUGGAGGAGGUGGCGCGCGAGGGAUAUUGCUGUCUGA